Plasmopara halstedii is the source of this 3912-nucleotide messenger RNA. RefSeq names its product wd domain-containing. Gene Ontology annotation, molecular function: protein binding. Bases 1 to 3912 code for a protein of 1303 amino acids. NCBI's taxonomy places the organism in Eukaryota, Oomycota, Peronosporomycetes, Peronosporales, Peronosporaceae. The transcript has 2 exons. The record is from RefSeq and is a predicted model, not a curated record.
AUGACGAGUAGCGGAAACAAUUUUAACAAUGCACCAGGACUCAUCCAUCGUCACAUCUUCGGACUCAAGGGAACUGUGCACAACAAUGUUGCAUUCGCUGAGGAAAGCGUACUCGUCUAUCCGUGCGGUCAUAAUGUCAUCAUUCACAACGUUGAAUCUAAGGAGCAACAAUUCAUACAUGGUGUUGAGACAACAGGACGAGGCAUCACGGCACUUGCUAUAACACCUAAUAAACGUUACGUGGCCGUUGCGGAGCAAGCAGAGUGCGCUGUUGUGUACAUACAUGAUCUAACUACGUUACGGCGUCGUAGGACGUUGACGCUUAAUGAUGGACUUGCUGACACUUGCGUGUGGGUGGCUUUUUCAGGAGAUAGUAAGUACUGCAUGACGCUGGGAGGUGCACCGGAUUGGGUACUUUCGGUUUGGCUUUGGGAAAAGACCAAGCUGAUUGCAAGCACGAAAGCCUCGACUCCACAAGGAAAUGCCGUACACCAAGCAGACUAUUGUCCAAAUGAUCCUUUAACGAUUUGUGUUAGUGGAGCCGGAAUACUUAAGUUUCUUCGCCUAUCAGAGGGUCAGCUUAAGCUGCAGGCGACACCAUUGAAGCGGGAACCUGCACACUUUUUGCGCCAUGCGUGGGUUUCCGAUGACCGUGUCGUCGCUGCCGCAGAUACAGGCGAUUUGUGGCUAUUCGAACAGUUUGAGUUUCGACAAAUCUUACCACAAACCGCCAAUGUGACUAGCGAUGGCAGCUUUGUGAACUCGCUGUUAGGUUACGCGAAAGGCUUUGUAUGUGGCGGAUCAGGAGGCUGUGUUCGUAUUUACGACAGAAAUGAUGACGGAGGACCAAAAGAAUACUAUAAAAAGGCAAAAACCUUUCGUAUCGAAGGCGAAACUAGCACUAUUCAGAAUUUAGCGAUAAGUCCAAGUGAAGAUGUGCUUGUGUGCUCGCUCGAGAACAAUCAGCUAUACACGCUUACACUCUCUAGUACCGAUAUUCUUAAAGAAGAUGCUAUGAAUUUUGAGCAUGUUUCAACAGCUUUUCAUGCUCCAAGCAGUAAUGGACGCUGUCAAAUCACCGGACUUGAUACUUGCAUUCGGAAGCCAUUGAUUGUCACAUGUGCACUUGAUCGAUCAGUGCGAGUGUGGAAUUAUCUUGAUAAGUCCACUGAUAUCUCGAAGGUUUUCCGAGAAGAUCCACUGAGUGUGGCCUUUCAUCCAUCUGGCUUGUUUGUUGUUGUGGGGUUCACUGAUAGACUUCGAAUGUUGAAUGUUCUCAUGGAUGAUAUUCGCUCUUGUCGCGAGUUUCCAAUAAAAGGCUGUUGUGAGCUGCGCUUCUCGAAUGGGGGGCAAUUUUUCGCUGCUGCGAACCAUAACAUCGUCCACGUGUAUGUUACGUAUACUGGCGAGCUAAUCGCCGUGUUACGUGGGCAUUCGAAUCGCGUCACAGCCGUUUCAUGGAAAUUAGACGAUCGACAGCUGCUGACAUGUGGUGCCGAUGGUACAGUGUUUCUCUGGAGCCUUCGUACAGCAUCAAAAGUACAUGAGGGUCACUCGCAAGCACGUUGCGCGUACAUUGAUGCCGCGUUAUCCCCUGAUGGAGCUGUGGCAUAUGUUACAGGCUCGGACAAUAUGUUGAAGGAACUUGAUAUGGCAAUGGGUACAACACGAAAUGAGCUCUGGGUUGGCAGCGGUGGAAUAACUUUAGGCCCAUUAGCCCUUGCAACCUCUCAGCAAGUUCUAUUUGUUGGUUCUGCUGUACCUGGUAGCCCUGGUAUGGUGAGGCUAUAUCGUUUGCCUCUUGAAAAAGAUCGUUUGCUACAAAACGCAACAUCCGUAGGCGGUGCCAGACCAGCACCGACGUCCUCAAAGUCGAUUGGGUCUUCAGGUCAAAACGGAUCGAUGGUACCGUCUGCGCCUUCAGGCGCUGGCACUGCAAUUUGGCCAUAUAGUGAGUACCAUUGCCAUGACCUCCCUGUAUCACGACUUCGACUGUCAUACGACAAUCAGUUCCUCUUCUCAGCUGGUGAGGAUGGAUCUUUAUGCAUCUUCGAAACUCAAAAUGUCAUUGGAAAAGCAAGUAGCACUGGAAAUAGCAGUAAUGCAGGAGGUUCUGGACCGAUCGGCUUAAGAGAUGGUCGAAGUGAUAGUAUGAUGCUGGGUGGGAGCAUCAACAGUGCGAGUGGCUCGGGUUUGCCAUUUGCAGAGGAAAUUUUGGUCACAAAAUCAGAUCUUGAGGAUAAGAAUCGUCUCAUGAAUGAACUUAAAGCUAAAGUAGAUGAGUUAACUCUGCAUAAUGAGUAUCAACUUCGAUUGAAGGACCUUAACUAUAAGGAAAAGAUCAAGGAAGUAUCCGACAAAUUUACAGCUGAGCUCACGCAAGAUCGUCAACGCUGCACCGACAUGGAAAUCGAAAAGACUGAGAUGGAAAACGAGUACGAGAAGAAGAUGCGUGAAAUGGUUGUAAGCUACCGAGAUGAGAUGCAAGAGAUGAAAACCACGUAUGAUAAUAAAGUGGAGGCUGAGAAAACACGUUACAUAGCACUGGAGCAGGCACGUAACGAGCAGAAUACACGAUUUGAAGAAGAAAAUCACUUACUCGUGGAGAGUCAUACGCAUUUUCUUGCAGAAAUGACAACCGAAUACGAUCGAAAAGUAGCUCAUGAGCAGGAACUGCAGGCGGCAUGUGAGAAGAUAAAAGAAGAACUAAUUGCAACAAACGAAGCGCUUAAGCACUCUAUCGAAGAGGAUGCUGACCUCGAAAUAGAAGAGCUGAAAUCCAAGUACGAGCUCAAGCUUUCUGACGAGCGCGAGGCAACAUUGCUUCUCAAGGGUGAAAACGGGAUCAUGAAGAAAAAAUUCUCAGCGUUGCAAAAAGACAUUGAAGAUCAGCGCGAGGAGAUCCGUUCCUUGGAAGAAAAGGGAAAGGAGUUGAGAGAGAAUAUACGUGGCCUUGAAAAGGAUAUACAAGGCCAUAAAAAGGAGAUUCGCGAGCGUGAGGAAACUAUACAAGACAAAGAAAAACGAAUUUACGACCUCAAAAAGAAAAACCAGGAACUGGAAAAAUUUAAAUUUGUACUAGACUACAAGAUUAAGGAGCUAAAGCGCCAGAUUGAGCCGCGCGAACAAGAAAUUGCCAAUUUGAAAACACAAAUUGAAGAGAUGGACGCCGAGCUGGAGCAGUACCACAGGAGCAAUGCUGCCCUUGAUCUAAUGAUUGGCGAGCUCCGUCUUAAAAUUGACGGUAUGCAGAAAGAAGUUGACAUGCAAGCGGCACAGGUGGCUGUCGGAAAGUCAUUAAUCCAACAGGUGCAGACAGAUUUGCUAGGUUGUGCACAACUUCUUGAUAACAAGAAAGAGCUGAAGAUUGCCGUCAUGGCACUUAACAAAAAAUAUGAAGAUGGUGUCACACCUGAUGCUAAGGUUCCUAAUUCACAGGCCGAGUACAAUCGUCAGCGUGAUUAUCUUGAAAGGGAGGUCGAGUCGCUAAAACGAAGAAUAAUAAAAGGCAUGACUCUCAGCGAAAGCGAGCUGCAUCGAUUACAGCGAGAAAAUGCCAAACUUACAAUACAGGUAAAUGAAUUGCGGCGCGAGUUUCACAAUGUGCGUAUGCAUACUCAGGAAAUAGGCGGUUCUAAGCUCAAGUCCUCGGUCUCAAUCUCCACUAACCCAUUGAGCAAAACAGUGUCCGUGAGCAGCGAGGCAUCACGUGACCGCAAAGAUAAAAUGCACGAGGCAAAGAUCCAAAGAAAACGCAUAAAGCAACUCAAGAUUCGUCUCGGUGAGUUGCAAAAGUCUUUAGGCGGUGCUGUCAAUUUUGGACUGUCCGGAUCCAACAACUACAAGCAACAGCAGCAACAGUACACGAAAAGCACUUCUACUCGAGAAGCACUUCACCUUCCGCCUGUGUAG